UGUGUUCAUGUAUUUUCUGAUAACCAAAUUGAAUAACGACAAAUUUUUCAAAAGGGACUGUAUAAAUUGAAACACCGUUCAAAGAAAAACUUGUUUCCUCUUUUUUUUAGAUCGAGCUAGAUGACGACACAAAUUAGAAUAUUCUUCGUCAAUGGCCGUUAUGAGUAAACUCUCCAUAAGAGCUCGCAACGUAGAUUCAAACAAAAACCUUCCGAUUAUACGAGCUGAAGACUUACAAGACCUCGAAGAGUGCUCACUUUUACCCAAAAAUGUUACUUUAUUCUCCACCGGGAUGGAGAAAGAGGAGGAAGAGGAAACACAUUUACAAGAAGCCCUAUCGGCAUUGCAGUUCGGCCUCCGAUCGGAAAAAGAAGCAACGAAAUGUCGAGCUUCAUUCAUACCUAUUCCUGAGAGUAAUAUUGAUGUUGAAAACUAUCAUGAGUUGUAUUCAUCAGAAUUCGACUGCUCGAAGCAAUAUAUUCAUUUUAGAGAAAAACUUUCCGAUGAGGGAUUCCAUGAGUAUGAUGCCGACUCCGAAGAUGAAUCCUGGCUGUAUUCAACUUUUCUGGCACCCAAUGAUAGAAAACCCGCCUUGACUAAAAGCGAGUUCGAAGGAAUGAUGGAAAAAUUAGAGAAAAGCAGUGGGCAGCAGGUCACAACCGCAGUCGAUGCGAAAGCCCUUCUGAAAGGAGAAGACGAUAUCAUCAUGCAAGUUUAUGAUUACUGGCUCGCCAAGCGUUUGCGUUGGAGGCAAGCGCUUCUCCCAGUUGUCAAAGUUGACCGGAGGGAGCUCAUAGGAGAUCCUUAUGUCGCAUUCCGUCGACGCAUGGACCGAGUUCAAACGAGAAAGAACCGCAAAAAUGACGAAAUAUCCUACGAAAAGAUGUUGCGACUAAGGAAGGAUUUCCAUCGUGCGCUAGAGAUUAUUGAAUUAAUGAAGGAUCGCGAAAACUCGAAGCAUUCUUUGUUGCAUACAGAAAUAGACAUUAUCAAUCUCAGGCAAAAAUCAGACGAGUUUAAUAGCGUGUUGUAUCGCGAAGUUCUGCAGCUGGUGAAGAAUGAAAUGGAGAGCAGAGCCCAAGUGAAGACGAAGCAGCAGCUCAAACCAAUCAAUGGACUCAAACAUCAUGUAUCAGACUCAACUUCUCUGCCUGAGAGAAAGAGAAAAAAGACGCGGCGUGAUAGCGAAGUAAAUAAACCGAGAGAAAAGGUCAAAACAGAGUUGGCAGCGCCAAGUAAAGCUGAAGAAUCCGAAACAGUUAAAUUGAUUUCGAGACAGUUUCCAUUCAAACGUGACCCUGUAUUGUGCUACCAAGCCCCGUCGGGAGUGUUGGAUGCUACUUCAUUGCCAAACAUAGAACACCAAUACUCUUUGACAAAUAUCUCUACCGAAGAAACAAAUACAACACAAACAGAGAGCAUACAUCAGUUCAUUGACACCAACAGAAACAUUGGUUAUUGCCGGAGACGGAUAGGAAGGGGAGGUCGGAUUAUUUUUGACCGAAUCAGACCCUCUGUCGCCACAGACACAAGAAAAUCAGAUCCUUCGAAGAUCAAUGAGCUGAUGUCCUUUCCUGGUGAUACUCGCUGCUUGCCAAACGAAUUAUGGUCUCACUUCUUGGAUCACUCCUACUCACAAUUUGCAGAAGAGUAUCCCAUAGAUAUACCUGUUUAUUUGCCCACUGCUAAACGGCAUCAGAGUUUGCCACCAAGCUGUGAUGAGAAAGAUGGUGGUAGUUAUUCAACUACAGAAGUCUCGUCAUCCUUAUAUGCAUCGUCAACUUGCCUGGCAACAUACACCUGGUGUAAUCCAACCCUCGACACACAUACUAGCCAGCGAGUUGGCAAAGUUUCCAGCUCAGCUGAAAAGAAUGUUGGUGCUAUAAAGAAGGAAGCGCCAGAGAGCGUAGUUUUGCUACAACGUAAUAUAAAGAAAGAGAAGGGCUCAAAUCCUAACAUAUCAUAUCAGAACACACUAGCGAAUGGACAAAGCUCGAUAGGAACUUCUUCAAAUGGAGACGGCUCAAUGAAAAGUCUCUCUAGAUUUGGCGGGCUAUGCAAGGUGGAAGCUGGGUCUAUUGUAGUUCAAAGUCCGGAAAUGCCGAAAUCUCUCAGGGAAACCCACGCUCCUCUUUCGCAGAGACGGACAAUUACAGAUUCAGUAGUGCUCGGAAGGAGUCAAUUGUCAACUGUGGUAGGAGUUCCUUUCUCAUGUCCAAAUGAAGUAAAUGCGGCGUCGGUUUCACCAGGCGUUGCGUCCUACAACAGACGCGGAUCGAACACGGCUGCACUUCUUCUUAAUGGAGAAAAGGCAUUUGGACAGUCUAUACCAGGGCUGAUGAAUCAAAGUAGUAUUGGAUCUAGUUUAGGCUGUACAGUCAACAAUAACAAUAGGUCUGAGGUCACUCGAAUUCCCAAUGGGGGAAUAGAUCACGAGAUGGGAGGAAACUAUCUACUGGGAUCUCAAACGAAGCAAAACUGUGUAAUUGAUACUGUCGAUACCUAUGGACAGUCAUUGACAAAAGACGCGCCCAGAAAAAUAGGGUCUACGAUUCAGCAAAGCACUGUUUCGGCGGCAGUUGCAUCAGCACAACAACAUAGUGCUCUCGUUUCGUCACUUACCGGGAGCAUAAUUAGUUGAAAAUAGUCGAACUGUACAUCUUAGAAUUAAAUGCUAUACCUUGGCGAUGCUGUUUGUUAAAUCUAUUGUUAAAUGUUGAUCCCUCCUGUUACCAUAAUAGAAAAAAUGACCACUCAAUGCAGCGUGCGAUUGUAAUGAUGGAAUGAUUCGAAUACAUUUUUGAUUGAAAACAUAGCCUGCACAUGAAUGUCGAAAUGUAAAUGUCAUCAUUCAGCUCAGCUCAUUAUUCUCAUUCCUAACCAAUUUGAUUAAUGAUUCGAUUCGAAUACUGCUAAUUGUGCAAUAAGAUACAUUUCGUUUGGUUUGUAAACACUACACUUAAGAAGUACUUUAUGUAGGUCGUCGUUGUUGUUGUAAUAUCUCAUAAGCUACGAUUGAUCAGAGUUGCUAUUUUUCUAACUGCAAUUCAAUCUCCA
Symsagittifera roscoffensis is the source of this 3057-nucleotide messenger RNA. Its product is annotated as enhancer of polycomb homolog 2-like. The transcript has 10 exons. Bases 152 to 2641 code for a protein of 829 amino acids. Gene Ontology annotation, biological process: regulation of transcription by RNA polymerase II. The record is from RefSeq and is a predicted model, not a curated record. NCBI's taxonomy places the organism in Eukaryota, Metazoa, Xenacoelomorpha, Acoela, Convolutidae. Gene Ontology annotation, cellular component: piccolo histone acetyltransferase complex; NuA4 histone acetyltransferase complex.